CCGCUCCGCGCUGAAUGGUCGUCGUCGUCUUGGAUAACGGCGGGUCGAGCAUCAAGGCUGGGAUCCUGUUCAAUAGAAAGCCAGAACCGAGGAUCGUACCCAACGCGGUGAUACGCGCGCCAGGCGACAAAGCAACCUACAUCGGGCACGAGUUCCACCAGCGUUGCCGGGACUUCUCCUCGCUCUCAUAUCGGCUUCCGCUCGAGAAAGGGUUCGUCGUUGAUUGGGACGCGCAGAAGGCUGUGUGGGAUGGACUGUUCUCGGACGAAGUGCUGAAUGUCAACCCCACGGAGUCGACACUAGUCAUCACCGAGCCGUACUUCAAUCUUCCCAAGCUGCAAGAAGUGUACGAUCAGUUCGUGUUCGAGGAGUACGAGUUUCAGGGACUCUUUCGCGCGACUCCUGCUUCUUUCAUUCCACAUGGAACACUGCUCGGCGAAACACCGCCUGAAUGCUCGCUCAUCGUCGACUCUGGGUUCAGCUUCACCCACGUCGUGCCGAUAAUGCAGGGCCAAGUCGUGUGGGAGGCCGUGAAACGACUCGACCUCGGCGGCAAACUGCUUACGAACCACCUCAAAGAGCUAAUCUCGUUUCGCCAGUGGAAUAUGAUGGAGGAGACGUACAUGAUGAACCACGUCAAGGAGACAUGCUGCUAUGUGGCGCAAGACUUCGGUCAGGAUCUAGAGGUCUGCCGAAACGACCCCAAAAACUCAAUCGUGCAGGAGUACGUGCUGCCUGAUCUCACAAAACAAAACGCAGGCCGCAUUCGUCAGCCUAAUGAAGUUCUGCUGGAAACAGACCAAGUAUUGACGAUGGGCAACGAGCGGUUCUCAGUGCCCGAAAUCAUGUUUCGUCCCGACGAUGUCGGCCUGAAGCAAGUCGGAAUUGCUGGCACGAUCGCUUCGUCCAUUGCACUGCUGCCGGAGGAUCUCCAAGGGCUCUUUUGGGCCAACAUCGGACUGAUCGGUGGGAACACGGAAUUUCCGGGAUUCCGUACUCGCUUGAUACCAGAGCUCGAAUCUCUAGCACCGAUGGGAACCGACGUCGCCAUCUAUCACGCCGAUAAGUCAGACACCCCACCGGUUUAUGUGAACUCACUCACCCGAGCUUCAGACCAAGCUUGGCAGCAUACGAAGCCGCCUGCGCCUUCGCGUCUCAACCCCACUUUGAGUCCGAAAUAGCUAUCACACGGGAGGAGUAUCUCGAGUAUGGGAGCACGGCUGUCCGCCGGAAAUGCCCUGACUGGCGGGCCGGCCCGCCGCCUCCACCGGCUACGUCGAGAAAAGGAAAGGGCCGAUCGGAGGGCCCUUCGAGCGAUGUCGAAGAGUCCGAAGACUCGGAGAGCGAUACGGACGAUGGGGACAGAAGCGUGGUUCGGAGAGGUAAGAGGAAGGCGGGCCGGGCAGCAGGAAAAGUUACAGUGUCGAGAAAAAAGUAAUCUUUGCUUAGUUUAUUUCAAGGGCGAACGUUAUGUGAUUCGAAAUAAACGUCUGGUAGCGUAGACAUCAAGGGACGAAGAGCUCGGCGAGCUGGCAAAAUGACAAGGGCGAGAUUCGAACUCGCGCCAUUUCUGACUAGUACUGGUACAUUCCAAGAAUGUUAGACCUGAAACUAGCGCCUUAGACCA
Molecule: messenger RNA, 1627 nt
Organism: Mycena citricolor
Lineage: Eukaryota; Fungi; Basidiomycota; Agaricomycetes; Agaricales; Mycenaceae
Source: the annotation of a GenBank genome assembly